AUGACUGCAGCCCAGGCGCAUUGCCGCGUGUUGGACACACAGAUAUCCAACAAGGACCAUGAAAUCCAGCAGCUCCGGCAGACUCGGCGUACACCGGUGGAUGACACCAUUCCUGGUCUACUGGCUGACCAGGCGGCCGUUAACCGAGAAGCUGACGAUGCCCUGCAGAGGCUGGAAAUCGAGAAUCAGGAGCUAAGGGCACAAAUCGCAGAGGCGGCAACAGAAAACAGGUCGCUCAAGUCAAAAUCCUGCGCCCUUGAAGGCGAGGUGGAACGGCUGCACGGGUGCCUCUCAGACACGAGGAACCAUUCCAAGGAAGUGGAGGCGUCCAGGGACAGGUCUCAGGCCCGGGCUGACUUGAUGGAGAGUGACAUAAGAAAACUCAGGUGCACGUUGAAGGAGGCGGAGAGUCAGCUGCAGGAGGUUCGCGCCGAUCUCAAGCAAGUGAAGGCUGCGCAGGGCCGUGGCAAUGACGCCUUGUCCCAUGACGUGGAACUAGAGGUGGCCAAGAGCCAGCUGGAAGCGCUGAGCCACAGGUUUGAGGACAAAACCCAAGAAAUUGCCACGCUGCGGGGUCUCCAUGCCAAUGUGACAGCCGAUUUAAUGAGGACAAAGCAACGUCUCGAGGACGUAGAAGCAGAACUUGCAGGAGCCAAGGAGAUGGCAUGGCACCAGCGCCACCAGAUGGGCUGCCUGGCGUCCCCCGCCUCCAGCGCCUCGCUCGCUGACUUCACCAUGGCGCCGGGAUCGGCCACUGCCGCCGUUCCGCGUCUGAAAGAGCAGCUAAGAGUGAAAGCGGCCCAGCUGGAUGCAGCUGCCGAGCAGCUCCAAAUUGCGUCCGCAAGGUCGCGCGAUCAGCUUGAGUCCCACGUCCAGGAACUGGAAUCUGAAGUAGCUCACCUCAACAACAGAUGCUCCCUGGCGCUUCACUUAAGCCAGGCAGACUCGGCAAACGCCGAGGGCUUGCAAACUGACAUUGACGACACGCUGCUCCCCAAAGAAGGUCAAACGAGGUACUUCGUCACUGCUAAGAAGCUUCCCUCCCCAAGGGCGUAA
Ostreobium quekettii is the source of this 1056-nucleotide messenger RNA. The record is from the annotation of a GenBank genome assembly. Lineage: Eukaryota; Viridiplantae; Chlorophyta; Ulvophyceae; Bryopsidales; Ostreobiaceae.